AUUGGUGGCGCCCGGCAGCUGACCCGCCAAGGGCGUCGGAGGGGCGGGCUCAGUCUGCUGCGUCGGCUCGGCCAGGCAGCAGCUCCAAGAAGGGGCUUCCUCGCUCGCUCGCUCUCCGUCCCUCCGCCGGGCUUUUCACGGGAGCCAUGGUCUCCCUCCUCUGCUGCGGGCCGAAGAUGGCCGCUUGCGGGAUCGUGCUCAGCGCCUGGGGAGUCAUCAUGCUGGUGCUGCUGGGCAUCUUCUUCAACGUCCACUCAGCGGUCCUCAUCGAGGACGUCCCCACCACCGAAGAAGACUUCACAGGUGGUCCAGAGAAGAUUUACGCCCUGUAUGAGCAAGUCAGCUACAACUGCUUCAUCGCGGCCGGCCUCUACGUCCUCCUGGGGGGCUUCUCCUUCUGCCAAGUGCGCCUCAACAAACGGAAGGAGUACAUGGUCCGCUAAUGGCGCCCCCCCCCCGCCCAGCCCCCAGGCUCUCGCCUCCUGCCAGUGGGGACGGCCCACCCUCUCCUUCUGAUUCUGAUAUUUAUUCCCUCUUUGGACACUGGGGCUCUGCUUUGGGGUUCCUCAGCCGUCGCUCUCCACGCAACGGAUCCUCUGGUCGCCCCAGGUCCAGGGUCUGGCGGCUGGGGAAGGGGGCAGGUGGGUGGGGAGAGAGGGCGGAAUAUUUCCUUUUAAAUCUUAUAUAUAUAUAUCCGUGUGUGUUUGUGCGGGUAAAGUGCAGUUUCCCAACUUGGUCUGGAGCACCUAGUUUACGAAAGGGACAUAUCCAGGGCUGCUCUUGGCUGCUGCACCUUCUCUCUCCCCCCCCCCAGUGCAUCACCUGACCCACUUCUGCCUGCCAACGCCCUCCCUGCGACAGCCUCUCCUCGCCAUCAAAGACCAGCAAGGGCUGGUUUUGGCUGGCCGGACCUCUGUGCCAGGGUUGUUGUGUAAAUAGCACAAGGCGCCCCCCCCCCCCGCAGUAUGUGUACAGUGAAAACAGCCCCCACCUCUUCUUUUCCAAGUCUCUGUUGUCUCUUUAACCGGGGAGGUUAGCACAGUGCUUGAAAGAGCCAGCCCAUUCCAGUCCCAGUCCUUUUUGUGUCUUGAUCCUAGA
Podarcis raffonei (Aeolian wall lizard) is the source of this 1098-nucleotide messenger RNA. It is a transcript of the gene RNASEK, whose product is annotated as ribonuclease K. The transcript is spliced from 3 exons. The record is from RefSeq and is a predicted model, not a curated record. Bases 147 to 443 code for a protein of 98 amino acids. Lineage: Eukaryota; Metazoa; Chordata; Lepidosauria; Squamata; Lacertidae. Gene Ontology annotation, molecular function: RNA endonuclease activity.